AUGCCUCCUUCCAACACAAUGGUUGGCCUCGAUGAGGACCCGAGCCCAUCCCUUGGCCAGAACGCGAACACCGCUGACGGCGACGCGUGCCCCCGCUCCGCAGGUUCUGAGAGCGAGUACAAAGACCUGUUCAUGCUGCGAGCUCCCAGCAGCGACGUCGCCCAGACCAUCCUCGACAUCGUGAAAAACUUCAAGCCCGCCAACUUCUACGGCCGGCUCGCGUUUUACAACGUCACGCUUGCCAAGUACAAAAAGUUCGACAAGCUCACCGAGAGAGAUCACCUCCGCAAGACGUACACGGUCUCGGAGCUGGGCGGACUGCUCUCCUUCAAGAUGCCGGCAGACAAGCACAACGCGGCCGUUGAGCCCUUGGUCAUGGAGCUGCGACGCCAGGCCGGAAAGAUGCUCCGUGACGGUCACCAUGACGGUCACCGUGACGGUCUCCUCCUUAGCGACUUUAUGUGGCUUGGCGACGCAACAGUCAAGGCAACAGAUGGUGCCUCCGCCAAGGAAGCCGACGAGUUUCAGAUCGUCAUCACGAUCAAAGAACGCCGCAACAAACACCGCACCGUCCAGGUCGACUUCUGGCGCCGAGGACACGACGAAGCGACCCACACUGUCACCGUCCAGUUGACCCAGCCCCUCACCGAGACGAGUGUGCUGGAGGAUCGUGCCGCAUGGCACGUCGAGGGUGCGCCAGUGCAGCUUAGAUUCGAGGACGUGUUUCGACGCCCCAGGGAGGUGGCCUUCGGCUUCGACACCGAUUUCACUCUCCAGGAGAGCCUAUUCGUCACCAUGGGCGCCGCUGUCGUUCUUUCUUGCGACCGCACGCCCGAGUCGGUCAAGCAGCGGUUUUUCGAACAGCAAGAGAAGGUUUGCCGAGAGUGGCGGGAGCAGGAAGCUCGAGAGCGCGAGGAGAAGCGUCAGGAGUUAGAGCGCCUGCGUGAAGAGGUACGUCAGAAGGAGGAGCAUAUCCGCCAGCACGAGGAGAAGUUGCGUCAGAAGGAGGAGCAUAUCCGCCAGCACGAGGAGAAGCUGCGUCAGAAUGAGGAGCAUAUCCGUCAGGAAGAUGAAGAGGUGCGUCAGAAGGAAGAGCAUAUCCGCCAGCAUGAGGAGAAGCUGCGUCAGAAGGAGGAGCACUUGCUUUAG
Messenger RNA from Thyridium curvatum, 1149 nucleotides. RefSeq lists its product as uncharacterized. The record is from RefSeq and is a predicted model, not a curated record. Bases 1 to 1149 code for a protein of 382 amino acids. The transcript is spliced from 3 exons. NCBI's taxonomy places the organism in Eukaryota, Fungi, Ascomycota, Sordariomycetes, Thyridiales, Thyridiaceae.